Molecule: messenger RNA, 1853 nt
Organism: Aspergillus saccharolyticus JOP 1030-1
Lineage: Eukaryota; Fungi; Ascomycota; Eurotiomycetes; Eurotiales; Aspergillaceae
Product: thiamine pyrophosphate-dependent dehydrogenase E1 component subunit alpha
Exons: 5
Coding region: 358-1692 (444 amino acids)
Biological process (GO): branched-chain amino acid catabolic process
Molecular function (GO): oxidoreductase activity, acting on the aldehyde or oxo group of donors, disulfide as acceptor
Source: RefSeq, a predicted model, not a curated record
CCUCCACCGAGCUCCGAAGCCAUUCUCAAGCUUCUGGUUCAUCAAUGUAUAGAUCGACAUUACGGAGAGUAUCCAUGACCAAUACGGAUCACCUUACAGAGAAUCAAUGACUAGGUCAUGUGUCCAUCUGCAGAUCCGUUAUCUACGCAAACAGAGCAAACACAACGGCGCAGUACGGUUAUCAGCGGUGGCCAUGUGACGUCGAGGCCGAGGCCAACCGCCUUCUCCGCAUUCUCCAGGAAUUCGAGGGACGCUGGGUAGAUCGCCAGCUCCCUGGCUUGAACACGCCGCGUAAUCUCUCCUUUUUUAUCAAAGCAUUAUCUUUUCACUGUUUUGCACUGCAUAGGGAUAUACAUAAUGAUCUUAUUAGCCGAUUCUCGUACCUUGUAUCGCUCUUUAUUGUCUUCAGCAAAGAUACCUCGUCGAUGGGGUAGUUCCAUAUCGCAGCGUCCGGGCUCUGAUAGAGUUCGGUUUCCCGGCGCCGUCAAUAGCAAAUUCACCACCGACAUGGAAUUCAUCAAUCCGACCGAAGUGUCUCAUAUCCCCACUUAUCGAGUCAUGGACUCCGAUGGAGUGCUGGUUGACAAGACACGCAAACCCCUCGACAUACCCAAGGAGCAAAUACUGGAGUGGUACAAGAAUAUGUUAACGGUGAGCGUCAUGGACGUCAUCAUGUUCGAGGCUCAAAGACAAGGCCGGUUGAGUUUCUACAUGGUUUCCGCCGGAGAAGAGGGCAUAAGCGUGGGUUCUGCCGCUGCAUUGACUCCUGACGACGUCGUUUUUGCGCAAUACCGUGAGACGGGAGUAUUCCAGCAGCGUGGAUUCACCUUGAAGAACUUCAUGAGCCAGCUCUUUGCCAACCAACAUGACAAUAGCCGAGGCCGUAACAUGCCGGUUCAUUAUGGUCAGAAUUAUCCGCGAAUUCACACAAUUUCCUCACCUCUUGCCACCCAGAUACCGCAAGCCUCAGGCGCGGCGUAUGCUCUGAAGUUGCAAACACUACAAAACCCUGAUAUUCCACCCCGGGUUGUCGCCUGCUAUUUUGGCGAAGGUGCUGCCAGUGAAGGCGAUUUCCAUGCGGGUCUCAACAUCGCCGCAACCAGAUCCUGUCCCGUUGUUUUCAUUUGUCGCAACAAUGGGUACGCUAUCUCGACUCCAACUCUGGAGCAGUAUCGCGGUGACGGCAUUGCAAGUCGUGGCAUCGGUUAUGGGAUUGACACGAUCCGUGUUGACGGAAAUGACAUAUUCGCGGUCUAUGAAGCAAUGCGCGAGGCACGGCGGAUUGCACUAAGCGACGGGGGCAAGCCAGUUCUUAUCGAGGCGAUGAGCUACCGCGUCUCCCAUCACAGCACCAGUGACGACAGCUUUGCUUAUCGCGCCCGCGUUGAAGUUGAAGACUGGAAACGCCGCGAUAAUCCCAUCAUCCGUCUGCGCAAGUGGUUGGAGAAUGAAGGGCACUGGAACGAAGAUAUUGAGCGAGACACGCGCGAUCAGCUCCGCAAGGACGUUCUCAAGGAGUUCGGCGAGGCGGAGCGUGAGUUGAAACCACCACUCCGGUCCGCAUUUGAGGGGGUGUAUGAGGAGGUCACCGAGGAAGUACAAGAGCAGAUGCAAGAUCUCAAGCGGAUAAUAGAGACCUAUCCCGAGGAGUACGACAUCCGUCAGUUCAAGGAUGGGAUCAACGGACUGUGAUGUGGGUUUCGAUUGAAGAUUUAUGAGAUACUUGAUAAUACAUCUAGACGAACAAACAAACAACUCGAAGGCCCAGCCUUUUGUAAGAUCCUGCAAACCAGUGAAGGAAGAUGGCUCGGGACACGAAUCCCUCGUAUUCGAGAAUAGUAGCCUCAUGAUCG